Odobenus rosmarus divergens (Pacific walrus) is the source of this 1266-nucleotide messenger RNA. RefSeq names its product transmembrane protein 194B (gene NEMP2). Lineage: Eukaryota; Metazoa; Chordata; Mammalia; Carnivora; Odobenidae. Bases 1 to 1266 code for a protein of 421 amino acids. The transcript is spliced from 9 exons. The record is from RefSeq and is a predicted model, not a curated record. Gene Ontology annotation, cellular component: nuclear envelope.
AUGCGGCCGCCCCUUGGGCGGUGGUGGCUGCUGCUGUGGCUGCCGCCAUUGUCCACACUGCCCGCAGGCGCUGUGCGCGGAGAGGAGGAGGAGGCGGCGGCGUUGUCAGUUCCAAGGUGUAAAGCUCUGAAGGAAAUGGAUUUUAUUAAAACUUCUGACUCAGACUGUUAUUGCUACAAUCAAAAUUCCCAAGUGGAGUGGAAAUACAUGUGGUCGACUGUGCAGGUGAAAAUUACCAGUUCAGUCCUGCUCAAUAUUGUAUAUAUCACAGAAAGACAUAAUUGUCAGUAUCCAGAAACCAUUCUAUCUUUUAUCAAAUGUGUGAUUCAUAAUUUUUGGACACCAAAGGAGUCUAAUGAAAUAACCAUAAUCAUCAAUCCAUAUGGAGAGACCAUGUGCUUUUCUGUGAAGCCUGUCAGGAAGAUAUUUGUCUAUACAAUUAGUGUUUAUCGAAACAUUGUAGAUUUCAGACUCUUCCUUGUGUUUGUGGCAGGCAUUUUCCUCUUCUUUUAUGCAAAGACGUUGAGUCAAAGUCCUAUUUUCUAUUACUCUUCUGGGACCGUGCUAGGUGUUCUAAUGACCUUAGUCUUUGUCCUGCUGCUGGUGAAAAGGUUUAUUCCUAAGUAUAGCACCUUUUGGGCUCUAAUGGUUGGUUGUUGGUUUGCUUCAGUUUAUGUUGUGUGCCGAUUGAUGGAAGAUCUAAAGUGGCAAUGGCAUGAAAACAGAAUAUAUAUAUUAGGCUAUGUCCUAAUGGUGGGAUUUCUCAGCUUUGCUGUUUGUUACAAACACGGGCCCCUUGUGGACAAAAGGAAUGUAAAUCUUCUGACGUGGACACUACGGCUCCUCGCCCUGCUCCUGAUCUAUUGUGGGGUCACUGUGCCCCAGUACUCAUAUGCACUUAUGAUCCUCACCCUGUCCUCCAGGAGUCUGUGCUACCCAUUGAAAGCGUUCAGUUAUAUGAGGUGGAAAAUGAAGAAAUGGUUUACAUCAGAAAAGCUGGUGGUUAAGUAUCUUACUGAAGACGAGUACAGGGAACAGGCGGAUACGGAAACGAACGGCGCCCUGGAGGGGCUGCGCCACGCCUGCCGCAGGCCUGACUUCCCCGCGUGGUUGGUCGUCUCCAGACUCCAGGCUCCCAACAAAUUUGCAGACUUUGUUCUUGGAGGAAGCCACUUGUCACCUGAAGAAAUUAGUCUUCAUGAAGAGCAAUAUGGCUUUGGGGGUGCCUUCUUGGAAGAGCAGCUGUUUAACCUGAGGACUACCUGA